Styela clava is the source of this 2422-nucleotide messenger RNA. Lineage: Eukaryota; Metazoa; Chordata; Ascidiacea; Stolidobranchia; Styelidae. The record is from RefSeq and is a predicted model, not a curated record.
GUGACUUGAAACUAACCGUUGAGAGAAUUUUGUAAUAUAUUAUAUUUGAUUCUAUAAUACAGAAGAAAUACUCGCAAGAUAAACUUAGCUCAGUUACGCUGAGGCGAGCGGCGAUUCGAGAUGCAAAGCUGUAUGUGGUUGGUUAUUUGUUGAUCAUAGCAGCAUACUUUUUUUACAACGUGAGGUAUUGGACGAUAAACACGAAAAAAAAGUUGUAAUGCAUUACAUAAAAUAUCGAGCAGGGAAUUUGCAAAUUAACAACGUCGGAUGAACACCAAUAUACCGAUACUAUAAUAACGUUUUCAUUUAGUUGUGAAUUUUAUUCGAGAAGGAAUAUCUACUUUCGCUGAUUCUAUAAUUUCAUGGAAUAUUGCGUAUCUAUCUUGUUAUUCCUCCUACCUGAAGUUAUAUCAGUGUCAAUUAUUUACAGACAAACGGAAGGUAAGGUAUAUAUUUCGCUGCAAUGUAAUUAUAAUUCAAUUAAUUUGAUUUAAGGACUCAUACGAUGAAAAUAUUUGAACCCUUAACUCGCUUGUUUUAAUACAUAUAUAUACUCGUAUAUAUAGUUAAACGUAAACACCUAUAACGUUGAUGCCUAAUAAUUUAAGAAUUGAGCUUAAAAUUUCAAGGUUAAAGUUCGAUAAAUAUUUGUUACGCAGACUACAUUGUGUGACACCGUCAGAUUCCGAAUAUUUAUCUAUAAAUUCCCUUUAUUACAAAUCAUCGACUACAUUGUGUGACACCGUCAGAUUCCGAAUAUUUAUCUAUAAAUUCCCUUUAUUACAAAUCAUCAAAACAAGAAUUACUUUCAUUUUUAAAUAGAUUAUUUACAAAUCUAAAAAUACUCGCAUAUUAUAAAUUAACAAUGUCGACUCAAAGAAUAUGGCUUCAAAUUUUGGUUGGACUGUUCAUCUUAUACACCACUGGAAACUGUAGUUCAGGUGUUUCAAAAUUUCACAAAAGCUUCAAGCACAAGUUUCCAUUAUUCAGAAAGUUUAAAUUAGUGGUUAUUACCGAAGCUAAUCCGACACCGGAUCCGACACCACUCACUACACAUCGUCAACCAAGAAAUGUUUGGGGAACACUUGGAAUAUUACAUAAACCCACCGCAGCCGCAGCAAAUUCGACUAAUUCUACUUCCAAAUCCCAGUGGGGUACUGAAUUGGUUAGACCGCCGAUUUCUGCCGAAGACAACGAAGAUGAUAGGAACACGAAGACGACAACCGCCGAGCCUGUUACCACGGCAUCAGAAACUGCGAAACCUGUGGUGUCUACUAAAUUAUCCAAGCGUUGUAAUCUCGCCUGUCAAAGAAAUAAAUCCACGAAGAAGUACGCGUAUACGUGCCUAGCAUUCAAGAAAAUAAAUCAAUACAAUCUUUGUUAUUUCUGUCGUUAUCGAAGAAGAGUAUGCCAAGAAGGUGUUAUUGUUGGUAUGUUCAACUGAGUCAAACAAAAAAUACAUUCAUGUAUAAACACCAAAAGGUGAAACGACGCAGGCCGAUGUUCGCCUGCAACAGAAAACCAAAUAUGCGAUGAAAGACUCCUUCAACUCGAAUGAAAUUCUAUCGAUUCAAUCACGGCUUAUAUUUUUUUGGAAAAUUGUUGGGAACCGUUCAACGAAUCUGCAACCUACUCAGUUUUAGUAAAUGGAACGUUCGUUAUAUUUAUACCUUUUCAAAUUUAUGAAUGAAAGUAACGCUGUUGAUUUUCAUUUUGACUUGGUAUCUGGUUUUGCUAUAAACCGGCCGAUUUGAUUCAAUAAUAUUUGUCAAGUUCACAAACGAUAUAUUAUCUAUUUUUUGUUUUCCAAUUGUAUUGAAUAAAAUUUAUAAUAUUGUCGGAUUUAUCUCAUUACUACACAUUUGCCAUGAACCACGUUGAAAUUAAUAUCCACAUUUUUAAUAUAUUUUUGUGCUAAUUUUAAACAAAAUCAGAAAGCAAUUGUUAAUGAAGUAUUUGUAUUAUUUGCAUUGAGUUAGGACUCCUAAAAAAUCAAAUAUUCAAAAUACAUUUACUUUUUUUCUUGGAAGUUAUUCAAAAUAUUAAUAUGUCAUGCAAUUAAUCAUAUGAAUUAUAAUGAUUUCUCAAUGCAUUGGAAUGAUACGCAUUUUAAACUUAUUCCGAAUAUUUCCCAUCUUCACCGAUAUUAUAUACGGCAUCGAUAAAAUAGUGGACCAUGCAAGGUUUGAGCUUCUAGGCUUCCGGAAAAUCAUGAUUUCUGAUUUAUCGUAGUCAUAAAUAUCGCCUAUUGCCAGCUUUUUGGUUAGCAAUGUAUUAGUAUAAUGCAGAGUAUUAAAAAUCACAUUGAUUAAUUAAUAAAAUGAAAUGUAGUUUUUAAGCUAUAAUCAUUUUUUGCAAUUGUUUCAAUUUUUAUUGUUUUUAUUUAAAGUUGAUUUUCGUUUUAUAAUUCAAUAAAAUUUUA